Molecule: messenger RNA, 2438 nt
Organism: Periophthalmus magnuspinnatus
Lineage: Eukaryota; Metazoa; Chordata; Actinopteri; Gobiiformes; Gobiidae
Gene: ssx2ipa
Product: synovial sarcoma, X breakpoint 2 interacting protein a
Exons: 14
Coding region: 326-2092 (588 amino acids)
Source: RefSeq, a predicted model, not a curated record
CUCAACUGCUCACUCCACUCCAGCUGCAGAGGCAACAGCAUGCAUUUCGUCCCGUGGCAAUACUAAAUUAACCAGAUUUGUAACCCCAGUUUUAUAAAGAACUACUUAUCGUAUGCCUCGCUCCAUUUGUUGGGAUUUUAUUGUUUGUUUAUGCGUGACAAAAAGCAGAGAGUUGACCUUUUUGACGUCGUUGGGUUUAAUUGCCCCAGGGUAAGUGCGCAGUUCCCACUUGGAGCUUUUGGUCCUCUGCAUGGCUGCCAAUCUAACUUAAUUCGUAGAAGACAACUCAUGACCUGUCAGUGUAGCAUCCUGAUAUGUUGGUGAUAUGGGAGAUUGGUGGACAAGUGUGCCAAAAGAGACCUCCAUUGGGAAUUAUGAGAUUUCACAUUUGAUGAUGUCCCCUUCGAAGCAGAACAACAUUAUGUCCAUGUACUCGUCUUUGGGAUUAUCGAAAACCUCAUACAAUUUCAUCAGUGCCUUUUGUACUGAAGACAAUGUUCCCCAGUGCAUUUCAUAUGUUAACCAGGAGCUGGACUCCCUGGGCUUGGAGUCAUGUAUAGAGCUCAGUGCAGCAGGGAACACAGGCCUGAGCUCUGUCCCGGCUCUGAAUGCCUUUUAUGAGCUGCUGCAGAUCCACAGACAGGACAUGACCACAGUGGAGGAGCUUGAGAGGGACCAGCUCAAAAGGUCCAGCACAUUAGAGCAUGUGCAGAUCAGCAACUCUAGGCUCAAGGACCAGUUGGAGCUGUCUAUGAGGGAAAAGUCUGGUAUGCAUGAAACUGAGCGUCAGCUGCAACUCAAAAUUAAGACUUUGCAGAGCUGCCUAAAAACUGAAAAGGAAGAGGUUCAAAAACUACAGAAUAUUAUCGCCAGUCGUGCCACACAGUACAACCAUGACACUAAACGGAAAGAAAGGGAAACCGCUAAACUUAAAGAACGCCUGAGCCAACUCUUGGUCGAUAGAAAGGAUAGAAAACUCUCUAUCGAUGUCUUAAACUGUUUGGGGCGUGCUGACGGAAAAAGGAGCCACUGGAAGACUGCAAAAGCUACUGCCAGCCAUGAGGAGGACAUGUACAAGUUUCUGCUUAGUGACUAUGAGGCGAGUCAGAGGUCGUUAAUGCUUGAGAAUGCAGAGCUGAAAAAAGUGCUUCAGCAGAUGAAGAAGGAAAUGAUCCACAUUUUAAGUCCAAGGCAAAUGUCAAAGGGAGCCAGCACUGACAACAGCCAGGAACAGGGUGACUCGGACACAGAGGCGAGGGCAGGAGACUCGGGCAGAGAAUCACUGGAUAAGUCAUGUGAACUGGCCCGAGAACAGCUCACCAACAGCAUUCGACAGCAGUGGAGGAAAGUGCGCAGCCACAUGGAGAGAUUAGACAGCCAAGCUUCUCAGAACCAAGAGGAUGUAAUCCUAAGACAGACACACAAUGAUGAGAUGGAGAAAAUGAGACAAGAGGUGCUGCAAUGUAAAGAGUUCAUCCAGACACAACAGCAGCUGCUACAGCAACAACUGCACACCUCCUUUGACGAUGACACGGCUGCGCUGCUGAACGACUGCUACACUCUGGAGGAGAAGGAGCGUCUCAAAGAGGAGUGGAAACUUUUCGAGGAACAGAAAAGAAACUUUGAACGAGAGCGAAAGAACUUCACUGAAGCCGCUAUUCGCCUAGAGAGAGAUAAACAAGCGUUUCAGGAGGACCGUGCGUCUUGGCUCAAAAAUCAGUUUUUGAACAUGACUCCUUUUACUGACCGUCGGAGAGGAUCCUCAUCAGAUGGUGGUCAAAGUUCACUAUCAAUAAGAAGUGAACCAGAACUACGAAUGUCUUCCACUUCAAUUCACCUGCCCAAAUCCUCAACAUACUCUACCAACUUCUCCACUCCAAAACCUGCGCCACGUUCUGCUGUGCCGACCACAACAGAGCUUUAUCGAACACUCCGCCUCAUACCAGACACAAGCUCAAGACAAUCGAGUAGGGGACGCUGGCAAGAAUCAAGUACAAUUGAGGAUGGCAACAAUCAGACCAAGACCAAAAUCCGCUCCCGAUAUGAAGAAAUAAGCAUAUUCAGUUUGGGAGAAGAGAACAGCCUGACAUGACAAACUAUUGGUGCCUUUUUGUACAACAGAAAACAAAUCAAUUUAUUUUAUUUUUUUUGAUCAAAUGCAAAACCAAGACCACUUUAGACUAUAAAUGCACAUUGUCUAAACUCUAAUCACAAAAUCAAGCACUUUAUUACUAUUAUCUUUUUACAGAAUAAGAAUGUAAGAUUAAAUUGUACAUAGAAUCUUCCAAGCACUUAAAUAUAAAUACAAUGUAAUUGAUUGAAUUUUAUUUAAAUGAUAAGGGUUUAGUUUACAUUUCUUUGUUUACCUAUUGGAGAAGUAUAUAGUAUGUUUGUAACAUAAUAGCUAUGUUUAAUGAAAUAAAGAUUUAUUUAAUUUC